GGGCUUCAUUUGCUGUCUGUCGCCGGGACCGGGAGUGUCGCGGGAAAGCAACGGCCGAGGAUAGGGCGCUGCGCUCGGGCUACCCAAUGCUGGGACUAUCUGCAGCCGCUGCUCGUGCAAUAUGCUGGAGCACCAGAACAGCUAAACGGAGUCGCCACACCGCUGCCUGGGCUGGAUCGCAGCGCUGCCUUUCCUUAUGAAGAAGACACAAACUUGGAUUAUCACUUGCAUUUAUCUUCAACUGCUCCUACUUAAUCCUCUCGUCAAAACUAAGGAGAUCUGCGGGAACCCCGUGACUGAUAAUGUAAAAGACAUCACAAAAUUGGUGGCAAAUCUUCCAAAUGACUAUAUGAUAACCCUCAACUAUGUCACCGGAAUGGAUGUCUUGCCCAGUCACUGUUGGUUACGAGAUAUGGUAAUACAGUUGUCACUCAGCUUGACUGACCUUCUGGACAAGUUUUCAAAUAUUUCCGAAGGCUUGAGCAAUUACUCCAUCAUAGACAAGCUUACGAAGAUAGUGGAUGACCUCGUGGAAUGUAUGGAAGAAAAUGCACCUAAGAAUGUAAAAGAAUCACCGAAGAGGCCAGAACCCAGGCUCUUCACUCCUGAAGAAUUCUUUAGUAUUUUCAAUAGAUCCAUUGAUGCUUUCAAGGACUUUAUGGUGGCAGCUGACACCAGCGAUUGUGUGCUUUCGUCAACAAUAGGUCCCGAGAAAGAUUCCAGAGUCAGUGUCACAAAACCAUUUAUGUUACCCCCUGUUGCAGCCAGCUCCCUUAGGAAUGACAGCAGCAGUAGCAGUAAUAGGAAAGCCGCCAAGUCCACUGAAGACCCCGGCCUACAAUGGACAGCCAUGGCAUUGCCGGCGCUCAUUUCUCUUGUAAUUGGAUUUGCUUUUGGAGCCUUAUACUGGAAGAAGAAACAGUCAAGUCUCACAAGAGCAGGUGAAAAUAUACAGAUUAAUGAAGAAGAUAAUGAGAUAAGUAUGUUGCAACAAAAAGAGAGAGAGUUUCAGGAGGUGUAAUUGUGAAUGUAUCAACAUUGUUACCUUCGCACAGUGGCUGGUGACAGUUCAUGUUUGCUUCAUAAAUGAAGCAGCUUUAAACAAACUCCUAUUCUGUCUGAAGUGACAGCCCUCAUCUUUGUCUGGUCUUGCUACCCAUGACUUUGUAUGGAUGAUUCAGAUGUGGGAGCAGAGCGUUUGGCUGCGAACCUGGCACUGAAUUUGUCAUCUAGAAAGAAGAAUUUACAUGGAGCAGGACUCUGGAGGUUUCGCAAGUGAUGAUGGGAAGGAAGGAACGCGUGUCUAGUCCGCUUGCGCCAUUUGAAGGGCUUGGGAAAUGCCCACACAGCUUCAGUCUUCAGUUACAACCUGCAGCCUGUAGUUAAUUCUGGACCCUGCAAGUAGAUCUCAGCCUGGAUAUUGGGGGUGAGGGGGGACUUUUUUCUUUCACAAAGGGAUGUAGAAAACAGUUUUAAAAACAAUAAUUCUGUAGCAUCAGCCACUGUGUAGAGUUGAAAGCUAUGGGGGAGCAUGUUUCGUUUUGGGAAGCAGGCACAUCUGUUCUGUGGUUGUGAUUAGCAAGAGCAGCCGAAGCUUUGGCUCUUCCUGACCGAAACCAUGUGCACCACAUCCCGCCGGGAAAAUGGACAUGGUGGGCUGGUUCGUGCCGCAGAAGCAGCGCUGGACUGAAGUAGGAUGCCACGGUGUACGGAAGACUUUCCAGUGCAGACGCCGCAGAAGAGAAAGCUGUCGCCAUGGACCAGCGGAAGAACGUGCCAAGGAAGACAUUUGGCCCCUAGUGAAGCCGGUCUUUUCCCUUGACCGUCACUCUAGAGUGUGUGAUUCGUGUUUGCAAAACUAAAAGGUGACACGUUUAGGUUUAGAAACUACAGCAGAGCUACGAAAGCAGACUGGGGAGAAUAUGCUGAAUGUGUAAGGGUCCCGCUGGGGUUUUUUUUUUUUGUUGUUGUUGUGUUGUUUGUUUUGUUAUGUUUUUUAAUUUUAUCAUGGAAGAGAAUGAAAAUAAAUGAUGGUAUGUAGUACAUCAGGUUAGUAAUGCUCACUUAAUGCUAAUAUGGGUGUUGCAAACUAAGUAACUCGGACUGUCCAAGAAUGAGAGGAACGAGAAAACUUUAGUGACUUACAGUGUAGCCAUUAUCUCCUGCAAUUAGCCAUGUAGUGAAAAUCAGACCCUCUGUAUGCAUUAAGGUUUACGAAAUGAAAUAAAAAGAGAGCUGUAUGUAGUUACGCCUGUCAGUUUGCUACUUCAAAUGUGUGACAGCAUUUCUCCUAGUAGAAGGAAAUUGGCAGUGAACAGUGCUUUUUUUUUUGGGGGGGGGGGUUCGAGACAGGGUUUCUCUGUGGUUUUGGAGCCUGUCCUGGAACUAGCUUUGUAGACCAGGCUGGUCUCGAACUCACAGAGAUCCGCCUGCCUCUGCCUCCCAAGUGCUGGGAUUAAAGGCGUGCACCACCACCGCCCGGCGUGAACAGUGCUUUUAAAGAUCAGAACUUACAAGAUUUGAUGUGGAUUCCCCUGGUCCGUUUUUGUUUUGGUUUGAGUUUUAAUAGAACAAUUGGCCCAAAUCAAAGAAUAACUUCUCUUCUGCUUUUAUUUCGGUGAAGGGUCUUUUCACCUACCAUAGGCAUAUACAAAACUUCAAGAUUUCAUUCUAACUUAACCCUUGUAACAGCCUUAUUUGCCUUGUACUCAAACCUCCAGACAGCUGUUUUCAAUGUUCUUACGUGAAAGUGCAUGGGAACUUAACCGCUAGCAUCUCUCCUCUCUUGAACGUGCAUGAAAAAUUCUAGCUUACAUUCCAAGCUAGUCCAAAUACAACUCCAGUACCUGGCCGCUGCUCUUCUUCAUACCAAAGAAUUCAGACGGUUUCUUUAGUACCUAAUCUCAAACUUCAAGGUUACUCCAAUGCUAUCAUUCCCGCAACUUGAAGCCAAGUGCGUUGAGAUGUUGUAUUUGCCUGUUCAAGCCCUAAGAUAGCCCAGUAAUUAGUAAUAAACUAGCAAUCAAGUUAGUUACAGAAGGGACCUAUUUUGUUGUUUGGCAUUGAUUGCUUUGGGAUAAUAAUAGAUGUAGGUUAGCACAAAGCAUAGGUGUAGGUGUAUAUCGAUUGAGACUGCUGUUAUUUCUCAGUUUCGUGGCUUGAUUUCUUGCUCUGGAAGUCGCAUUUUGUUCAGGCUUAUGACAGUGCUGUUUACUGAGCUGGAGACUACAAUAAAUACAUUGGUUUUCAAAGCCAGCAGUUGGGUUUUAACACUCGAAACCACGGUCUUAAUCAAUAGUGUGAUUGAACAAAUUUAACAGACUAUAACAUCCGAUGUGUAUAGGGUGGAAGAUUAAAUAGGUUGGUCCAUGGAUUGCCAAUUCUUUUUAAAUACUAAGGUUCAAUAAAAUGCAUGAACAAUAGGAAAAUGCUGACCAUUAUUUUGAAUGCUAGCUGCUUGGACAUUAACUAUGGCAUAUCUGCUUUCAGAUUAAAAAAUACAUAUCUUUGCAUAUUUUAUUCCAUAUAUGUUCUGAAUAUUUUUCUUAAGAUAUGAAAACCUCCCAACUGAGAAGAUGAAGUGUAAAAUCACCCCGAAAGUGACCCAUUUUCCCAGGAGUUCUCUUUUGUAAUGUUUAAAACUUGGUUUUCAAUGUCGACAAUCUAAGAAAUCUGCAGAGUGUAAAUUGUGUUGGAAUCUUGGUAUCCCCCGGUAGAAAUGAAGCCUACAGCAGUACUAUCUGUGUGACCAGUGGGUUGUGCGAGGGGAGUCCUGGGUUUUAUAUUGUUAUCUGACACGCUUCUCACACUGCCACGUUGUAAUGAAUCAUAGAAACAAAAAGAAUUUUUCUCUACAAUAAUAAAAAAAAGCUACACUACAAAAAGUAUUGAGAAAAAGAGAAAUAUGUAAAAGAAUGCAACCACAAUGAAGUGUGUGCUUCUAGUUGAGAAAAAAGAACACAUUUCAGUGAACUUUCAUGUGCUUUGAAAUAAGCAGCAUGGCCUAGUUUGGUUCUGUAACUGAGCUGAAGUUAUAAAUGAGCAGAAAAAUCCCUUGUGGAAUAGUGAUGGUUGCUGCUGUGUUUCUACAGUGGGUUUUGAUUUUGUGAUUUAGUUCUGAUAUAGAAUCUUAGCUAUCCUAGACACAGUCUUGAAGGCAUCUAGUUUUCAAAUUAGGCAGUUAGGUUGCAUCGAGUGACUGUUGAGAAAGAUUGUCAGGGGACUCUAGGUUGCCACCUACGGAUACAAUAAUUCACCUCCCUCUUUGGAUCUCAGUUUUGUAUUUGUGUGUGGACAAGCUCUGUGGUCUCUCUUCAGGGGUGAGCCCUGACACCACACAAUUAACAAAACAGAGAAACAGCUGAAAACAUCCUAUGGAAAACAGACAACUCUGGCUUUCUGCGUAAGUGUUGGGCUGGAAGAAGUUCUUUCUGAUUUAGUUUCUAAUAUAAAUAGGGUCCAUUAGUAAAAGUGAAAUUCGGUUUUAAGUAGGGUGAAUUGGAAAAUCAUUUACACAUGAGAUGGCUUUUACCUUUGCUUCAGUAAAUGUUUGGGAUCAUCUCUGAGGAAUGAAAACCAGUAGUGACUUUUCAUCAGGAAGAGACACAAGACGGGGGUAACAUUUGGAAAUGUGUCUGAGUACGAGUGUAAAUGUUCUCAUGUUGUUGAAAGCUAAGAACAAAAAAAAAAAAAUGGAGGGUGCUACUAAAGAUCUUAGAUGCCAAGAGAUAUUUUCAAGCCAAUCUGUAAAUGAUAAUCUAUAAAUUACAUUUAAAGUUGAGAAAGUAGGACGAGAAUUUGGAAGUAAGCCGGUUUAUCUUUGGGAUGAUAUUGUGAAAGUGGCUCUAAAUGUAACCAAUUCAGAUCAAAAAAGUUAUUUAUGAGAUCUGAUUACACAACUCAUGUUACUGCCUUCCACUAACCAGUCUUAAAAUGCCUUUGUCAGAAUAAAAUUCACGGCAACUCUUUCGUAACAGGUGUGGGUGAGGAGCCAUCCAUACGAAGGUGGCUAUUUAUGGUUCUGAAAUGUUUGCUCUUAAGUAUUGGAAAUGCACAUUUGCCAUCUCCUAAUAUUUUCUUACAAUGCUGUUUUUAGAAAAUGCUUAAAGAAAAAAAAAACAGGUAUUUUCAUUUACUCCAUUUCUAGGGCAUAAGACUUCACUAAAUACAAAUUUGCAAUCCAGAUUCCUAUAGUCUUCUUCUCCCGUAGUCUAAGGAUUGGUGUGCGAUUAUUGUGCCCACCUGCCACUGUUUUUUUUUUGAAGUCAAUAGACUUGAGAAGUAUUCAGACAUUUAGAUGGCUUCACAGAUAUAUUGCUAGUUCAGUCAUAGAUUGGAGUUUGCAUAUUGUAAAUGUAAGUGUAUGUCAACACUCUUCUAAAUAGUUUAUGACUGAAAUUUAAUUAAAUAAAAGUUGUAAAAUGUGAUGUGUAUGUGUAUAUACUGUAUGUGUACUUUUUAAAAUAGGUAUAUGUCCUGACCCUUUUUAUACAGGUUUGAAUUUGAAAUUACAUUAUAUAAACAUAUACUUUAUUGUUCUAAAUAAAGAAUUU
Molecule: messenger RNA, 5552 nt
Organism: Microtus ochrogaster (prairie vole)
Lineage: Eukaryota; Metazoa; Chordata; Mammalia; Rodentia; Cricetidae
Gene: Kitlg
Product: KIT ligand
Biological process (GO): positive regulation of cell population proliferation; cell adhesion
Cellular component (GO): plasma membrane
Molecular function (GO): stem cell factor receptor binding; cytokine activity
Source: RefSeq, a predicted model, not a curated record